Messenger RNA from Coregonus sp. 'balchen', 10377 nucleotides. NCBI's taxonomy places the organism in Eukaryota, Metazoa, Chordata, Actinopteri, Salmoniformes, Salmonidae. The record is from the annotation of a GenBank genome assembly.
AUGCUGGGCGAUCUCCAGCUCGGAGAAGAAGAUCAGUUUAAGGGAAGUCAAGUGAGAGAAAGUUCCAGCCAUCCUUGUGUUUUCCCACCAGGUAGCUUUCAUUGUGUUAGCCAAUGCCAGUGUGCGUCCUUGUUGAAAUGUAAGUACAUGUUUCAUAUCACUACAGAAAUCACUGAGCUAGGCUGAAAUGCCUGAAUUUUGGACCUGCCUUACUCAAGAAACAAAAAUGAAACCAAGUUUGUAUGCAGCUUUAUUAACUCAAUGAUUAUAAAAAAAAUGGGAUUGUAUGCAAACUGAUAUGUGACACGUAUUAAUGCCAAAAUAACAUGCAAAACAGGUGGGGCUCUGCCUCUCUGGCUCUCUUCGAUCUCUCCCCCACUUAUCCAAAGGAAUAGCAAGGCCACAAUAAUUUCACCUCCAUGUCAUGCAUCCCAGGACUGUCAGCAGUGCUCCAUAUCAACCUUGGAUCUGAGGCAUCCCUAUACUGGUUCCCUAACUAUAACCCUAUGGUUCUUCUCUACUCAGCUCAGUAAGAAGUAUGGCUCAGUGUUUACUGUAUGGCUGGGACCCAAACCUGUGGUGGUGAUCUCAGGCUAUCAGGCUAUCAAGGAUGCUUUUGUCAACCAUGGAGAAGAGUUCAGUGGCAGCGCCAACUACCCUGUGAUCAUGACAGGCUCUAAAGGAUAUGGUGGGUGACUUUUAAAUGGAAGUGGGUGGGUGUCAUUGACCUUGCCACAGUCAGUCUGUGUGGAAAUUGACAAUUUAGCAGAUAACCUAAUGUAACAUACGUUUUGUUAUGCUCUUCUAAUUCUACAUCUUUGUGCUUCUGUCCUACUCUUUACUGUAGGAGUGUUGGUGAGCAAUGGGAAGAGAUCAAAAGAUCUUCGCAGAUUCUCGCUGAUGACCCCGAAAAACUUUUUGAUGGGGCGCAGGAGCAUCGAAGAACGUGUCCAAGAAGAGGCUAAGAUGCUAGUGAAAGCCUUCAGUGAAUAUGGAGGUAGAUUGUUUUCUUAGUAUUUUUCUUGCUUUUGAAAUAUGGGCAAUAUCCUCGGGCGGAGCAUGUGGGGCCUCAAGCGUAUAAAUUAUUUAAUUACUAUUUAUUUUAUUAUGCCCAGCUCACGAGCGAGGCCCCUUGAUGAUGUGAGCCCUGAGGCAAAUUGUCUCUUCUGCCUAAUGAUAAGUCCGCCACUGGUAAAACCUCCCCAGUACAAAACCAGACAGAGCACUUUCCUUCCAGGACCCUAGGGAUAAAUAACAAGGGAGUUUAACGUUUGUUCUGUAAUCAGUGUAACUGAGAACUGGGGCAGGGUGAAUGUUAUAACCUAGUGUUUAAUUCAAACAUAGUUGUUGCUUCUCACAGCUAUUUCUAAAAGUUGCACAAUAUUAUACUGUAUAUGGAUAACCAAUCAGGUAUUUAAAGGUAUUUGUGUGCUUGCCUUCCUUCUCUAAUCUAGAUUCAGUUGUCAAUCCCAAAGAAUUGCUUUGCAAUUGUGUUGGCAAUGUGAUCUGCUCCAUAGUCUUUGGGCACAGGUUUGAAAAUGACGACCCAACAUUUCAGCUCAUCUAAAAGGCUGUUGAUGCCUACUUUAAUAUCCUCAACAUCCCUAUAGGUGCGGUACAGUAACUUUCCGGUUAUCUCUUUUCAUAGAAUCUUCCAUUGCUCUCAAUGCCCUAACUUGUGCUAAAUUGAAGCUCUAUCACACUAAUUGCACAAAAUGGCCUUGGGCUGACCAAUCCAUUGUUUUCACUAACAAAAAACCCUCCCCUUCCUCCCCUUUCUUUCAGAUGUACAACAUGUUCCCUAGAAUCGUUUGGUGCUUUCCAGGCAAACCCCAUGAGAAAACAAGGCAUGAUCCUCACAUUGGAGGUUGAACCUUUUACACAUUCUGAAAAUAUGGAAUGUGGCAGGAAUUAAGAUACCAUCCAUGUCCACUCAUGUGAGUUUGGCUAUCAGAAUGAAUAGACAAGUGAGAGGCCCAUCUCUGGUUUUCCAAUGUAUUUAGUGGCAAUAAGAAUGUGGAGAUGGCAUCAACUAGCUACCAGAUGUCGCUGUUUACUUGAAUAACUGAAGGUGACUUAUUCUCUUCUCUUAGGAGAAACACUGAGUUCAACUGUGAGAACAUGGUGAUGACUGCAUGGAACCUGUUUGCUGCUGGAACAGAAACAUCAUCCACCCUAAAACACUCAUUUUUGAUGAUGAUAAAGUACCCUCACAUUCAAGGUUCCCUGUCUACCCAACUCUUUAUCGAUUGCAUCCAAGUAUCCUAGACCUAUUUGAUAACAUUGUAGUCCCAAAAAUAAUAAAUAGUUUGAAAUGUGUUAUUACGAUGUAGUUACAUGUAAUAACUCCAACAACAAUCCGUAUAUGGUAUCAGUGCAACGUAAUGUAAAGUGUGACCGAAGUCUUCAUAAGGGAGUGUUCAGAAGGAGAUAGACGAGGUGAUUGGCUCAAGAGUGCUCACGAUUGACGACAGAGUUAAAAUGCCCUACACGGACGCUGUCAUUCACGGAGUCCAGAGAUACAUGGACUUCACUCCCACCUCGGUCCCCCACGAAGUGAUCAGAGAUACAGAGUUCCACAACUACCUCAUUCCAGAGGUGACCACAAUUCUGUAACUUUAGGAACACUGAAUGUUACAUUUCACCAUAUUUUGUUUGACGUGGUGGAAGUGUUGUUCAAAAAAUAUGAUUUACAUUUUACUAAUCAACAUGCAGUUUUCAUAGCAAGUGAAGGGUGUUAUUUUGACAUUCUUUCAGGGUACCAUGGUCCUGCCUCUGCUGUCCUCUGUGCUUGCUGAUCCCAGACUGUUCAAGAACCCAGAUGAGUUUGACCCAGAGAACUUCCUGGAUGAAAAUGGACGCUUCAAGAAAAAUGAUGGAUUCUUCGCUUUUGGGGUGGGUAAGAUUAUGCUCCAAGUAGUUUGUGGAUUAUGUGUUCCUGUAUCUCUAUCCACAAAAAAAACAUGAAAAGAUAUGAGAGGAUUGGGACUGCCCUAGCCUGGUGGAACCAGCCUGAUCCACCAGCCUAGGAUUUCCGCACUCAUUUAAAAAACGAAACAAGAAACCUGAGAACCUCUGGUCAACUUCAAUUAAACAAUUGAAGUUCUAGGCUGACUGACAAUGACCUCUCCCCUCUCCCUUCUCUUGUCCCCAGGGAAGCGGGUGUGUCUGGGAGAGGCUCUGGCCAGAUUAGAGCUCUUUCUCCUCUUUACCUCCCUCCUGCAGCGCUUCACUUUCACCGGCACCAGACCUCCAGAGGAGAUCAACAUCGACCCAGCGUGCUACAGCUUUGGCCGCAUGCCGCCUUCCUAUGAUUGCUACAUCAAACUGAGGAGUGACCACUUUACUGUGGAGCAGUCACAGGCUGAGCUUCACAGGCAGCUGCUUGUCAUUAUGCAUUAACCAUAGCCUUACAUUUACCACCUUUUGAAAGGGGUUAGUGAGUUGUUGUAUCUUGCUAUUAUCCUCAGGUAGGAUCUCUAAGGUAUGGGUUGAUAUUUCAAGGCUAAUUUCAGUCCACAUGAAUGUCUUUUUAAAGCUUGUUUUUGGUCAGGUUUCAAGAAUUCCCAUCAGAGAUGUUGGUUACCAUAUCUCUAGACUUUUGAUCACACUCCCCUGCUUUGUACCCAUUUCAGCACAGGCCUAUAGGUUAAUAUUAAGUUCUCUAUUGAAAUGUUAUGGUGAGAGGACCAACAGUUUCUGGUGGUAAAAUGUAAGCAACUGAAAUGUGUAUUUUUUUUGUAGGUUACUGUGUGGUUAGGACUGUACAUCUAUACCAGCAAAGCACUUAGGGGUACUGUACACUAUGUAUACUGUGGGGGUCACAAUGUUAUUCUGCCUUUGUAUUCAACGUGACUGGUGUAUCGUAACAAAACGUUUGGUUGUAACAUAUAAUAUGUUUCACAGAAACAGAAUGCUGUUACUGGAAUGUUCGUGGUUACCAGAAAAAUUAAUCAAUUAACUCAUGAAAAUAGUAUUGUGAUUGUACAACACAUUUUACAUAUGCUUUUGACACAAUGGCUCUGAUUGGUACAACUGAUAUUUUUGAGUUUGUUUGCAAACUUAAUAAACCUAAAAGUAUUUUCCCCCUUUCUAAUUGUCUCUACUUCUACAUAUUUUUGAUACUGAAAGUUCUCAGAUCUUCAACCAAAAUCUAAUAUUAGAUAAAGGGAACAAAUAACAGAACAAUUACAUACUUCAUUUAUUUCAUAAACAAAGUUAUGCAACACCCAAUGCCCCUGUGUGAAAAAGUAAUUGCUCCCUUACACUCAAUAUGUCACGAUCGUCGUAGUAAGGAGUAGACCAAGGCGCAGCGUGAGAAACAAACAUGACUUUAUUUAGUUAAAGUUUCUAAAUAUAAACAAAACACGACUCGUGAAGUCCACGGUGACACUGACCGAACACGGAACAAAAACCCACAAACCCAAAGUGAAACACAGACAGUUAAAUAUGGCUCCCAAUCAGAGACAACCAGCAAACAGCUGACACUCGUUGCCUCUGAUUGGGAGUCACUCAGUCCAACCUAGAAAUAAACACAACAGAACUACCAACAUAGAAAUAAUCACAUAGAAUGAACACACCCUGGCUCAACAUAAUGAGUCCCAGAGCCAGGGUGUGACACAAUAACUGGUUGUGCCACCUAUAGCUGCAAUGACUGCAACCAAAUGUAUCCUGUAGUUGUUGAUCAGUCUCUCACAUCGCUGUGGAGGAAUUUUGUCCCACUCUUGCAUGCAGAACUGCUUUAACUCCGCGACAGUUGUGGGUUUUCAAGCAUGAUCUGCUCGUUUCAAGUCCUGCCACAACAGCUCAAUUGGGAUUAGGUCUGGACAUUGACUAGGCCAUUCCAAAACUUCAAAUUUGUUGCCUUUUAACCAUUUUCAUGUACACUUGAUUGUGUGUUAUAAAACAUUGUCUUGCUGCAUGAAUCAGCUUCAGCUCACAGACGGAUGGCCUGACAUUCUCCUGUAGAAUUCUCUGAUACAGAGCAGAAUUCAUGGUUCCUUCUAUUAAGGCAAGUCGUCCAGGUCAUGAGGCAGCAAAGCAUCCCCAAACCAUCACACUACCACCACCAUGCUUGACCGUUGGUAUAAAGUUCUUGCUGUGGAAUGCAGUGUUUGGUUUUCGCCAGGCAUAAUGGUACUGUGAGCUGAAGCGCAGCUGGGUCAUGCAGCAAGACAAUGAUCCAAAACACAUAAUCAAGUCUACGUGAAAAUUGUUAAAAAGCUAUAAAUGUGAGGUUUUGGAAUGGCCUAGUCAAAGUCCGGACCUAAUCCCAAUUGAGAUGUUGUGGCAGGAUUUGAAACGAGCAGUUCAUGCUUGAAAACCCACAUAUGUCACUGAGUUAAAGCAGUUCUGCAUGCAAGAGUGGGUCAAAAUUCCUCCACAGCGAUGUGAGAGACUGAUCAACAACUACAGGAAACAUUUGGUUGCAGUCAUUGCAGCUAAAGGUGGCACAACCAGUUAUUGAGUGCAAUGGGGGCAAUUACUUUUUCACACAGGGGAAUUGGGUGUUGGAUAACUUUGUUAAUUAAAUAAAUAGAAUAAGUAUACAAUUUGUUUGUUAUUUGUAAAUUCAGGGUCCCUUUAUCUAAUAUUAGGUUUUGGUUGAAGAUUUGAUAACAUUCAGUGAAAAAAUAUAUGCAAAAAUAGAGAAACCAGAAACAGACAACCUAGACCAUAGUGCCCUCCAAGCUCAUCAUUAAGCUCGGGCCCUGGGUCUGAAACCCGCCCUGUGCAACUGGUUCCGGAACUUCCUGACAGUCCAACCCCAGGUGUUGAAGGUAGGCAACAACACCUCCGCUACACUAAUCCUCAACACGGGGGCCCCACAAGGGUGCGUGCUCAGCCCCCUCCUUUACUCCCUGUUCACACAUGACUGCUUGGCCACGCACGUCUCCAACUCCAUCAUCAAGUUUGCAGACGACACAAGUGGUUGGCCUUAUUACCAACAACGACGAGACAGCCUACAGGGAGGAGGUGAGGGCCGUGGCGGUGUGGUGGCAGAUAAUAACCUCUCCCUCAACGUCAACAAAAUUAAGGAGCUGAUCGUGGACUUCAGGAGAGCAGAGACGGCACGCCCCCAUCAACGGGCCGCAGUGGAGAGGGUGACAAACUUCAAGUUCCUCGGCGUCCACAUCACUGACAACCUGAAAUGGUCCAUCCACACAGACUGUGGUGAAGAAGGCGCAAAAAGUUGCAACCUCAGGAGGCUGAAGAAAUUUGGCUUUGCCCCUGAUACCCUCACAAACUUCUACAGAUGCACAAUGGAGAGCAUCCUGUCAGGCUGUUUCACUGCCUGGUGUGGCAAUUGCACCAUCCGCAACCGCAGGGCUCUCUAGAGAGUGGUGAGAUCAGCCCAACGCAUCACCGGGGGCACACUGCCUGCCGUCCAGGACAUCUACAGCACCCGGUGUCACAGGAAGGCCAAGAGAUCAUCAAGGACCUCAGCCACCCAAGCCACGGCCUGUUCACCUUGCUACAAUCUAGAAGGCGGAGACAGUACAUGUGCAUCAAAGAUGGGACAGAGAAACUGAAAAACAGCUUCUAUCUCCAGGCCAUCAGACUGUUAAAUAGUCACCACAAACCGACCUCCGCCCAGUACCCUGCCCUGAACUUAGUCACUGUUACUAGCCAGCCACCGCCCAGUACCCUGCACUGAACUUAGUCACUGUUACUAGCCAGCCACCGCCCAGUACCCUGCCCUGAACUUAGUCACUGUUACUAGCCGGCUACCACCCGGUACUUUACUCUGCACCUUAGAGACUGCUGCCCUAUAUACAUAGUAAUUUAACACUGGUGACUUAAAUAAUGCUUACAUAGUGUUUUACCCACUUAAUAUGUACAGUUGAAGUCGGAAGUUUACCUACACUUAGGUUGGAGUCAUUAAAACUUGUUUUUCAACCACUCCACAAAUUUCUUGUUAACAGGCUAUAGUUUUGGCAAGUCGGUUAGGACAUCUACUUUGUGCAUGACACAAGUCAUUUUUUCCAACAAUUGUUUACAGACAGAUUUUUUCACUUAUAAUUCACUGUAUCACAAUUCCAGUGGGUCAGAUGUUUACAUACACCAAGUUGGCUGUGCCUUUAAACAGCUUGGAGAAUUCCAGAAAAUGAUGUCAUGGCUUUAGAAGCUUCUGAUAGGCUAAUUGACAUUAUUUUAGUCAAUUGGAGGUGUACCUGUGGAUGUAUUUCAAGGAAUACCUUCAAACUCAGUGCCUCUUUGCUUGACAUCAUGGGAAAAUCAAAAGAAAUCAGCCAAGAACUCAGAAAAUAAAUUGUAGACCUCCACAAGUCUGGUUCAUCCUUGGGAGCAAUUUCCAAACGCCUGAAGGUACCACGUUCAUCUGUACAAACAAUAGUACGCAUGUAUAAACACCAUGGGACCACGCAGCUGUCAUACUGCUCAGGAAGGAGACGUGUUCGGUCUCCUAGAGAUGAACGUACUUUGGUGCGAAAAGUGCAAAUCAAUCCCAGAACAACAGCAAAGGACCUUGUGAAGAUGCUGGAGGAAACAGGUACAAAAGUAUCUAUAUCCACAGUAAACGAGUCCUAUAUCGACAUAACCUGAAAGGCCGCUCAGCAAGGAAGAAGCCACUGCUCCAAAACCGCCAUAAAAAAGCCAGACUACGGUUUGCAACUGCACAAAGACAAAGAUCGUACUUUUUGGAGAAAUGUCCUCUGGUCUGAUGAAACAAAAAUAGAACUGUUUGGCCUUAAUGACCAUCGUUAUGUUUGGGGGGAAAAAAGGGUGCUUGCAAGCCGAAGAACACCAUCCCAACCGUGAAGCACGGGGGUGGCAGCAUCAUGCUGUGGGGGUGCUUUGCUGCAGGAGGGACUGGUGCACUUCACAAAAUAGAUGGCAUCAUGAGGAAGGAAAAUAAUGUGGAUAUAUUGAAGCAACAUCUCAAGACAUCAGUCAGGAAGUUAAAGCUUGGUUGCAAAUGGGUCUUCCAAAUGGACCCCAAGCAUACUUCCAAAGUUGUGGCAAAAUGGCUUAAAGACAUCAAAGUCAAGGUAUUGGAGUGGCCAUCACAAAGCCCUUACCUCAAUCCUAUAGAAAAUGUGUGGGCAGAAUUGAAAAAGCGUGGGCAAGCAAGGAGGCCUACAAACCUGACUCAGUUACACCAGCUCUGUCAGGAGGAAUGGGCCAAAAUUCACCCAACUAAUUGUGGGAAGCUUGUGGAAGGCUACCCGAAACGUUUGACCCAAGUUAAACAAUUUAAAGGCAAUGCUACCAAAUACUAAUUGAGUGUAUGUAAACUUCUGACCCACUGGGAAUUUGAAAUAAAAGCUGAAAUAAAUCAUUUUCUCUACUAUUAUUCUGACAUUUCACAUUCUUAAAAUAAAGUGGUGAUCCUAACUGACCUAAGACAGGGAAUUUUUACUAGGAUUAAAUGUCAGGAAUUGUGAAAAACUGAGUUUAAAUGUAUUUGGCUAAGGUGUAUGUAAACCUCCGACUUCAGCUGUAUGAUAUGCAUUGUAUGCCUCUUAUUUAUCUAUACCAGCUCUUCCAAAGCAUUGCUUGAUUGUGUCUUAUAUGCUUGCCUGCCAAAAAUUGAUAAUGAUAACAAAAGUAUGUAGGUCACCAUUCAAAUAUAACAACGACCCCUUCCUUCCCAUGUUUCCUAUGUUGCGCCUCUUCCAGCUGUACAACAUUUCCCCCAGAAUCGUUGAAUGUUUUCCAGGAAAACACCAUGAGCAGUUUAAGGCCAUAGACAAGGCCAAAGCUUACAUACGAGAGGAGGUAGAUCGUCGCCUUAAAAACCUGGACACCUCUAACCCCCAGGACUACUUCGAUGUAUUCCUGGUUAAAAUGCUGGAGGUAAAACAGUGAUUUAUUGCUGGAAUUUGAUAUUGAACCUCUUACACAGUAUCAAAAUAAUGUAAUAGCACCACCUAGCUACCUAAAUAUAUGAUCAAUGUUUACGUGGGUCUGAAUCUUUGUGCAAAAAAUCUGACUUUCUCACAAAUCUCCUAUCAGUGUAUGAUUUAGAGGUAUCUUCCAACUUUCCUUAGGAGAAGGAUCAGCCCGAGACUGAGUUCAACUAUGACAACUUGUUUCCGUGUGUGUGGGAUCUGUUUGCUGCCGGCACAGAGACCCAGUCCUCCACCCUAUCACACGCCUGUCUGAUGAUGAUCAAGUACCCUGACAUCCAAGGUAUCCUCUCUUCUGUAUCACUGCUAUUGAAGUUAUACUCAUUUAUUGCAAAUAUAUAGAAAAUAGUACUGCAACCCGACUUAAUGGGACGGUUUCCAUGGACGCAGAUUAAGUCUAUUCCUGGACUAAAAAGCACUAUAAUUAAUGGAGAUUCCCUAUUGAACAUGUUUUUAGACUUAAUCUGGGUCUGGAAAACCAGCCAAAAAAGAGCUGCAACAGAGAGUUUACAUUACAUGUCAUGUAAGCAGCACAUGCAUCCUGGCAUUUCUUCAUUCUCAGUACACUAUAAACACUGUAUAUAAACAUAAAUGACAGAACCCAACUGCUAUGAAGGUCUAUGACUGUCUCACUUCCUCAGAGAAAGUUCAGAAGGAGAUAGAUGAGGUGAUUGGCUCGAACAGAGUCCCCACAGUUGACGACAGACAUAUGAUGCCCUACACGGACGCUGUAAUCCACGAAAUCCAGAGAAGUAUGAGUCUUGCUCCCACUGCUGCCCCUCACCAAAUGACCCGAGACACAACGUUCCACAACUACCACAUCCCAAAGGUGACCACCAUUUCUGCAAACUUAUCCCAAACGUCUAUUAAUUUUUACUUGUUAAACUGCCAAUUGUUUUAUGUAAGUGCUCUUUUGUAAUUCUUCCAGGGUACCACAGUGUUUCCACUGUUGUCCUCUGUGCUGUUUGACCCCAAACUGUUUAAGAACCCAGACGAGUUUGACCCAGAGAACUUCCUGGAUGAAAAUGGACGCUUUAAGGAAAACAACGGACGUCUUGCUUUUGGACUGGGUAACAUUUUGUUACAAGUGGCUAAUAGAAUAAUAUGAGAAUGUGAAAACAAGAACCACUCCAUAGUAGCUCUCAGAGAAAAAGAAUCAACAUCAUCACACGAUAUACAUACACAUUGCUAGCAUCUUGUUUGAUAUGUUUUGCAAAUCAAACAAGGCCAAUGUGUAGGUUUCAGUCCCAGGAUUGCAGGUUGACUGCUGAAGGUAACCUAUCUCCUCUCCCACUGUCCCUCAGGGAAGCGGUCCUGCCUGGGAGAUGGAAUGGGGAUUCCCAGGAUGGUACUCUUCCUGUUCUUUAUUUCCCUUCUUCAGCGUUUCACCUUCAGGGGCACCAAACCUCCAGAGGAAAUUGACGCCAGUGUAGUAUCCUCCUUCAUUGGCCGCCUUGCGCGCCCCUACACCUGCUAUGUCAAACUCAGGACACCAAAUAUUUAA